Molecule: messenger RNA, 1626 nt
Organism: Melanaphis sacchari
Lineage: Eukaryota; Metazoa; Arthropoda; Insecta; Hemiptera; Aphididae
Product: katanin p60 ATPase-containing subunit A1-like
Exons: 7
Coding region: 14-1549 (511 amino acids)
Biological process (GO): microtubule severing
Cellular component (GO): microtubule cytoskeleton
Molecular function (GO): microtubule severing ATPase activity; ATP hydrolysis activity; ATP binding
Source: RefSeq, a predicted model, not a curated record
AGGACGGGUCGACAUGGUGCAGUUUGACGGACUAACCGCAGACCAGAGGCGCAAAGUGUUUGCCGCUCAAAGCCAUUCUCACUCGAUUACGAUCGCUACCAUCGGCGGUGGACCGGCUGCAGGUUUGAAUGGAUUGCAGGACCUACCUCCUAUCGAUGGAUACGGGCUAUCUAAUAAUAGACCGUCAGGAUGGAUAGUUCAACAAGAAGUUGCUCGUAUGAUGGAUUCAUUGUUAGAUCCGUUUUCAUCAUUUGCGUCAUUUUCUAAACCCAUUCGACGAACAAACCAAUCAUCAAAACGAUCACACCUUUACAGAUCCUCGUCACAACAAACGCAGACACAAAACUUUGCAUCCAAUACUAAUCGCGCAAAUAAUGAUAAUCAUUCUAACGGUAAUAAUCAGCAACAAUAUAAAUCAAACGGUCCAUCCGAGAAAUGGGCUGCUUCUUUAAGAAAAAGAGAUCCAGAGCUAUUGCCCGCCAUACACCCAAAAAGGGAUAGGUGUUGUUCACAUCCUGGUGGAUAUAGAACAAAACCUGUAAUACCACCACUUCAUCAUCAUCCUACGCCAUCGACGGCUCCUCGACCAACAGAAUAUAAAAAACAACCACAGAAAACCAAAACCGUCAUUGGUUACGAACCUCAUUUGGUAGACAUUAUUGAAAAAGACAUUUUACAGAGAAAUCCCAAUGUCCAGUGGGAUCGGAUCGCUGGUUUGAAGCAUGCGAAAACAUUAUUACAAGAAGCCAUGGUGUUACCGAUGCUGAUGCCAGAUUUUUUUAAGGGCAUCCGGAGACCGUGGAAGGGUGUUUUAAUGGUCGGUCCGCCCGGUACCGGGAAGACAAUGUUGGCUAAGGCUGUAGCUACCGAGUGCGGGACGACGUUUUUCAACGUUUCCUCGUCUACGAUGACAUCUAAAUACCGAGGAGAAUCAGAGAAAUUGGUCAGACUGUUGUUUGAAAUGGCAAAAAUUCAUUCGCCGUCAACAAUAUUCAUAGACGAAGUAGACUCGUUGUGUUCCUUACGGGGUUCCGAAGGCGAACACGAAGCGUCUAGGAGGUUUAAAGCGGAACUCUUGAUUCACAUGGAUGGCUUAAACUCGUCCAGUGACGAAGAAAAUACCCCAUCUAUCAUGGUUCUGGCAGCCACUAACCAUCCAUGGGAUAUUGAUGACGCUUUCAGAAGACGCUUCGAAAAGAGAAUAUAUUUGCCGUUACCAAAUGACGAGUCGCGGAUAACAUUGUUGAAACUGUGCUUGGAAGGUGUAAAUUUGGACGACUCCUUCGAUUAUAGAUUCGUAGCCAAUAAAUUAAGAGGCUACACAGGAUCUGACAUAGCUAACGUUUGCCGGGAUGCAGCUAUGAUGGGUAUGAGGCGUAAGAUCGUCGGACAAACCCCGGACCAAAUUAAGAAUAUAAAACGUGCCGACAUAGACUUACCAGUAACGGUCCAAGAUUUUGACGAAGCUAUCGAGAGGUGUCGAAAAACUGUUACCAGUCAAGAUAUUGAAAAAUAUCAAUCAUGGAUAGAUGAGUUUGGCUCAUUUUAAUCGUUAAAAGUUUUGAUUUUAUCUUAACACAUUAUAAUUUUGUUAUUCUACAACAAUAAAAAUAUAUUUCCGUCCUA